Messenger RNA from Sorex fumeus (smoky shrew), 1692 nucleotides. RefSeq names its product thyrotropin releasing hormone receptor (gene TRHR). NCBI's taxonomy places the organism in Eukaryota, Metazoa, Chordata, Mammalia, Eulipotyphla, Soricidae. Gene Ontology annotation, molecular function: thyrotropin-releasing hormone receptor activity. The coding region runs from base 53 to 1249 and encodes 398 amino acids. Gene Ontology annotation, biological process: phospholipase C-activating G protein-coupled receptor signaling pathway. The transcript has 2 exons. The record is from RefSeq and is a predicted model, not a curated record. Gene Ontology annotation, cellular component: membrane.
UGGAGAGAAGAUGUUCUAAGUAGCAUUUCAGAGAAACUUUGAGUCACUAAAGAUGGAUAAUGAGACAGUAACUGAACUGAACCAAACAGAACUUCAGCCACGUGCCGCAGUGACCUUAGAAUACCAAGUGGUCACCAUCUCACUCGUGCUCGUUAUCUGUGGUCUGGGCAUUGUAGGAAAUGUCAUGGUAGUCCUGGUGGUCAUGAGAACCAAGCACAUGAGGACCCCCACAAACUGUUACUUGGUGAGUCUGGCAGUGGCUGAUCUCAUGGUCCUGGUGGCCGCCGGCCUCCCCAACAUCACGGAGAGUAUCUAUGGUUCCUGGGUCUAUGGGUAUGUUGGAUGCCUUUGCAUUACUUACCUCCAAUACUUGGGCAUUAAUGCAUCCUCGUGUUCCAUCACAGCCUUUACCGUUGAGAGGUACAUAGCAAUCUGUCACCCCAUCAAAGCCCAGUUUCUCUGCACGUUUUCCAGAGCCAAAAAGAUCAUCAUUUUUGUGUGGGCUUUCACAUCUGUUUACUGCAUGCUCUGGUUCUUCUUACUGGAUCUCAAUAUCAAUACCUAUAAAGAUGCUAUCGUGGUGUCCUGUGGCUACAAGAUCUCCAGGAACUACUACUCACCUAUUUACCUGAUGGAUUUUGGCAUCUUUUACGUUGUGCCAAUGAUCCUGGCCACUGUUCUCUAUGGGUUUAUAGCUAGGAUCCUCUUCUUAAAUCCCAUUCCUUCUGAUCCUAAAGAAAACUCUAAGACUUGGAAAAAUGACUCAAACCAUCAGAACAAGAACUUGAAUUCAAAGACCUCUAAUCGAUGUUUCAACAGCACAAUAUCAUCCCGGAAGCAGGUCACCAAGAUGCUGGCAGUGGUUGUAAUUCUGUUCGCCCUUUUAUGGAUGCCCUACCGGACUCUUGUGGUUGUGAACUCAUUUCUCUCCAGCCCUUUUCAAGAAAAUUGGUUCUUGCUCUUUUGCAGAAUUUGCAUUUAUCUCAACAGUGCCAUCAACCCAGUGAUUUACAACCUCAUGUCCCAGAAAUUCCGCGCAGCCUUCAGAAAGCUCUGCGACUGCAAGCAGAAACCAGCCGAGAAGCCUGCUAGCUAUAGUGUGGCUCUGAAUUACAGUGUCAUCAAAGAGUCCGAUCAUUUCAGUACAGAGCUUGAUGACAUCACUGUCACCGACACUUACUUGUCUGCCACCAAAGUGUCUUUUGAUGACACCUGCUUGGCUUCUGAAGUAACCUUUAGCCAAAGUUGAUUCAUGACCUGAAAGAAAAUGAACCUGAAAGUGAAUGAGUCUGAAGUUCUCAGCCCAAGAGAGAAAACAGUCAAUAUCCAUCCAAGAAGACAGAGCAGAUAAAGGUUUUGCCAAAACUCUAACAAAUUCUGGUCCAAGAACUUUAACCCAUAAGAAGCGUUCAUAGAUUCCUUUUUAUAGAAAUAAUAUGACCAAAAAUUGAAGUAGUUCUGUGAAACAGCUAAGUUGUGAAAAUUAAAAGCAUAGCCUUAAGAAAUUUACUAUAUUUGGAGGUGGAGAAGGGACCAAAGUUCAGAUAAUAUGUAGAUGUCAAUUUAAAUUAUUUAUCAGAUUUUUAAAAAGGUAUUUUUCACCCUCCAAAAUUAUUGAUGCACUUUAGUAAUUUGACAAUAUGCCAAUCUUAAGUAUUUUCAUUUUAACAAGAUGUUGCUCUACUUCACGAG